AUGUCUUUUCCGUGCCCCACAGAGAUAGCGCCGGACGUCUGGGAACGACUUGACGCUCAAAUGCAAGCAAGCUUUCAUGCAGCGUUGUUUGCAUCUGACGAGGUGCAGCCGCCCGUCCACGAUGCCAGCCGUGAUGGGCCCCAAGGAGAUCCGUACCCGCCGCAAGAGUACCAAGAACCAGUCAUAGACCCAAAAUUACAGCAGCUCAGCGCAGCCAGCUUUUCGGAACAGAGAACACGGUCACAAGGACGGCCCGGGAUGCCAGUGCAACCAACGGCAAGAACCCAGAGCCCAGAGCGGCAGCGCCAGAAGCCUUGCAGACCCAGAGGUGUGCCGAGAGUGACUGGGGCGAAUACCGGUCCAAGUCAAGGCCCAGGACAUAGAGCGAUGGCGAUGGCGCAGACUUACGGACCUGGACCAAGUUUCCUCGCACCACCAUCCCUUGGUCCGAACCAGAACCGUUAUCUGCAGCCUCCACCUUCUGCAUGGGUUGACCCUGCUGAUGGUAGGGCUGCCAAACGCUUCCGGCAGGCAAACGACAUGACUGGUUAUGGAUCCUCCACAUCCAUGGCUUUUGACCCCAGGUUUCCACCUGGCCACCCUCCUGCAAAUGAUACCAGAUAUCUUAUCCCCUUCGGAGCGUCGCUACCACAUCAACCUUUGACACAUGAUGGAAGAGCAGUACCAACCGUGGAUGAAGACGCUCCGGUAGCGGGCAGACGGCCAAGUGCAUGGGUCACGAGGCAACUCCGUCAGCAUCACGACAUUGUUGAGUCGCCCCUACCGGCAUCAGGAGGAGAGAAGCCUUCAGAAAAUGAUGGGAACGUACCAGCUAAGAGCUACACGGCCUGGCAACAACUCUUGAAGCCCGGAUCGAAGUUGAAUGACAUCGAGAAGGCUGCAAAGAAGGAGUUAUCCAGGAUCACUCACCGUGUAUUUCGGACCAUUUGCGGCGUCAGCGUAAGGGAUCCCUGGCCAGCUCCGGAUGUGAUCAGAAGGCAGCCGAAUACCGAUGAGGAGUAUUACACACCUCACUUCCGUAAGGGCGUCACGGACCCCAAGAACACCGAGAUCUUCGACAGAGUUGCUGACGUGGAUCCAUCAAUUCGAGCUGAAGAACUGAGUGACGCAAGUAUCUACUACAACCGAAGGACACUUUACGGUUUCGCGAAGUCGGCUUUCGAAGGCUUCAAACCCAAAGCGCAAGCGCAGACGGAUAUCGCGAAAGCAGAAGCCCUACGUAAAAACAGCAGUACCACGCGGCGGCUCGCCCGCCGUCAGCUCAAGACGGUUAAACGUCUUCAGAGUGUCACAGAGAUGUUCGCACUCGAAUUCAACUGGGACCCAUCACCGCUGCUCCAAGUUGAUUGGGUUUCCGAUUACGCCUCAGGUCCUGAAGAUGGAUUCACCGAGACUCAGGAAGAGUGGCAAGGACGCAUGGCACAUGAGGCGGGAAUAGACCUGGAGAACCCGGUCUUGAAGGACUGGACUCUUUGGGAGCGAAUUGAGCCAAAGUGGCGGUCCAACACUGUGAACUGGAUCUUCGCGUUGCUAGAGGAAUUCUGGUGGGACAACCUGGACGUCAAGUCCAAGAAGAAGAUCCGGGCUAUCAAGGUCAAAAAUACGGGCCGAAGCACAUACCAGCCGCCAGCUACAGUUCCAUACGAUUUCGCGAUCUCCUCGCACUGGUGGAAGUCGCAUAGAGAUAAGUAUAAAGACUUCAUAUCUGGCUGGACUGAGUGCGGCAAUCCCGAGGGCUAUGACGAGACUCUAGGUGCAAGGAUUGCAGAGCACGAUCGGCAGCUCAAAUACGACAAAGCAGCGAAGGAAGGAGGCCGCGAAGGUACUGUCGAUACUAGCAGGGACGCGAGCCUCGACAACCGUAUGGACCCGAGUGAUAACGAACCUAGGGACUCAAGUGAAGCUGAUAUCAAUGACAACACUGAUGAAGAUACUUACAACGGCGACUGGGUCCAACAUGCUGAUCGCAGUAGCUCAGCCCAAGCUUCAGACUCUGCUCAACUGGCUAGUGUGGUGACCUCCGUUCGACGAAAGGCUGGCAGCACUUCACUGACUUCACGCGCACACAGUAAGCGCUCUUGCUCGACGGCAUCUGACCUUGGCGGUGGUUCUUGCGCGGGGGGCGAGGAUACUGACAGCGAGCUCGAGUACACGCCGUAG
Gloeophyllum trabeum ATCC 11539 is the source of this 2181-nucleotide messenger RNA. RefSeq lists its product as uncharacterized. The record is from RefSeq and is a predicted model, not a curated record. The transcript is spliced from 8 exons. Bases 1 to 2181 code for a protein of 726 amino acids. Lineage: Eukaryota; Fungi; Basidiomycota; Agaricomycetes; Gloeophyllales; Gloeophyllaceae.